Molecule: messenger RNA, 2035 nt
Organism: Panicum hallii
Lineage: Eukaryota; Viridiplantae; Streptophyta; Magnoliopsida; Poales; Poaceae
Product: probable polyamine transporter At3g13620
Exons: 2
Coding region: 34-1815 (593 amino acids)
Biological process (GO): transmembrane transport
Cellular component (GO): membrane
Molecular function (GO): transmembrane transporter activity
Source: RefSeq, a predicted model, not a curated record
GGAACCUAUUCGCAACGUGACCGGCUUCUUCCGAUGGCAGCAGCACCAACCGCGCGGGCGCAAAGCCUUUCCCUUCCCAAGAGCAAGUUGGCGCGGAUCAGACGCCCAGGAGUGGUGGUACAGGAAGGAAGGAAGGAAGGAAGGAAGGAAGGCGGCCGAACUGACCUCGGCAUCAGAGCGCUUUCUGAACUCACGCCACCAACUCCCCCGACUUCCGCGCGGGGCGCACCGCGCGUAUCCAUCCACCCAUCCACCACACGGUUAGUUGCUGCCCCGCCCUGCCCUGCUCCCAAACCCCCGCGUCUCCCUCGCCUCACGAUCGGCGGCGGCAUGGCGCGCGAGGCCCAUCUCGGCGGGGACGCCGCCGCGGCGGCCAAGGACAAGAACGCCGAGGCCGACGCUCUGGCGGCGGCGGACGGCGGCGGCGGAGGGGCGAGCGCCGCCGGCGGGCACAAGCUGUCGCUGGUGCCGCUCAUCUUCCUCAUAUUCUUCGAGGUGGCGGGGGGGCCCUACGGCGCGGAGCCGGCGGUGCAGUCGGCGGGCCCGCUCUACGCGCUGCUGGGCUUCCUCGUCUUCCCCUUCAUCUGGGCCGUCCCGGAGGCGCUCGUCACCGCGGAGCUCUCCACCGCCAUGCCGGGGAACGGCGGCUUCGUGCUCUGGGCUGACCGCGCCUUCGGGCCCUUCUCGGGCUCCCUCAUGGGCACCUGGAAGUACGUCUCGGGCGCCAUCAACGGCGCCGCCUUCCCGGCGCUCUGCGCCGACUACCUCGCCCGCGUCGUGCCCGCCGUCGGGGGCGGCGGGCCCAGGGUCGCCGCCAUCGUCGCCUUCAACGUCGCGCUCUCCUUCCUCAACUACACGGGGCUCACCGUCGUGGGCUGGGCCGCCGUCGGGCUCGGGGUCGCCUCCCUCUCGCCGUUCCUGCUCAUGUCCGGCGCCGCGCUGCCCAAGAUCCGCCCCAGGCGCUGGGGCGGCGUCGCGGCGGAGAAGGACUGGAAGCUCUUCUUCAACACGCUCUUCUGGAACCUCAACUACUGGGACAGCGUCAGCACCAUGGCCGGCGAGGUGGAGCGGCCAGGGAAGACGCUGCCCAAGGCGCUCGUCGCAGCCGUCUCCAUGACGUCGCUCGGGUACCUGCUGCCGCUCAUGGCCGCCACGGGCGCCGUCGACGUGGCGCCGGAGGACUGGGGGAACGGAUUCUUCGCCGACGCCGCAGGCAUGAUCGCCGGCAGGUGGCUCAAGUACUGGAUCGAGGUGGGCGCGGUGCUGUCCUCCAUCGGCCUCUACUCGGCGACGCUGAGCAGCGCGGCGUUCCAGCUGCUGGGCAUGGCGGACCUGGGCCUCCUCCCCCGCGUCUUCGCCGCGCGCGCCCCCGUCUUCAACACGCCCUGGGUCAGCAUCGUGGCCACUAGCGCCAUCACCCUGGGCAUGUCCUUCUUCAGCUUCAACAACAUCGUGGCCGCCGCCAACUUCCUCUACAGCCUGGGCAUGCUCCUCGAGUUCGCCGCCUUCAUCUGGCUCCGCGCCAAGCGGCCCGACCUGCCGCGGCCGUACCGCGUGCCGGCGCGCCUGCCGGGCGCCGUGGCGCUGUGCCUCGUGCCCUCGGCGUUCCUCGUCUUCGUCAUGGCCAUCGCCGGGUGGAAGGUGUACGCCAUCAGCGCGGCGUUCACGGCAGCCGGGGUCGGGGUGUACUACCUCAUGCGGCUCUGCAAGGCCCGGGGCUGCCUCAGGUUCAGCGACGGCGGCGACGACGAGGGGGCGGCGGCGGCGGCGGCGGCGGCGUACCAGCGCCAGGGCAGCAGGAGCGGCGACGUCUGACGACAUCGUCGAUCGGUCGCCGGAUCGGAGGGGUCGAGAUUGUAUUCACACGCACGUACACAUUUUUUUUUCUUUUUUGGUGCCUGCAGCUCCGGCGUGCUGCGUCCUGUAAUGUUGGUAUCGGGGACGUCGUUCUUGGGCAAAAUGCAUAGGAAUUUGUAGGAUCGUUUAGUGUUUGGCUGGCAUUGCUGACGGAAUGAUAGUUUCUUUUCUUGCUCGA